Molecule: messenger RNA, 1741 nt
Organism: Elaeis guineensis (African oil palm)
Lineage: Eukaryota; Viridiplantae; Streptophyta; Magnoliopsida; Arecales; Arecaceae
Product: urease accessory protein D
Molecular function (GO): nickel cation binding
Source: RefSeq, a predicted model, not a curated record
CAACCCAUUUGCAUAACUUUUUGUAGCAGGAUGGAGGAAGAAUUUGAAAUUUUGGUGGCCGGCGUCUAACCAUAAAUUGCCUACAUUGGACUGCGUCGCCAUAAUUUUUCCUAUUAUAUAAAAAACUGACCCUCCAGCGGAAGCAGACGGUGGAGAGAGAGAGCGGAGAGGAAGAGAGAGAUGGAGACCGGGAUAGUGGUGGUCGAGAAGGUCGGCGGCAAGUCAACGGUGACCCGCUGCUUUUCCAAAUACCCGGUCAAGCUCAUCGUCCCCAACAAGGUCGGCUCCUCGAAAACCGACGCUGUUUGGAUCUACACUCUCUCCUACGGCGGCGGUAUCGUCUCGGGAGAUCGGAUUUCUCUGAGUAUAGGUGUCGGUGAUGGCUGCACUGCAGCAGUGACAACUCAGGCUUCUACCAAGGUAUAUAAAUCGGUGGAUUCAAAGUGUUCUGAGCAAGCAUUAGAGGCUAGAAUUGGAAGGAAUGCACUUCUGGCUAUUAUUCCAGAUCCUGUGACCUGUUACUCAACUGCUAGGUACUCCCAGAAGCAAGUAUUCAGAGUCUUUUCUGAUUCAAAUUUGGUCAUUGUUGAUUGGAUAACCAGUGGUCGUCAUGAAAGGGGAGAAAAAUGGGAGUUUGAGCUCUACAAGAGUACCAAUCAGAUUGUCUUAGAAGAAGGCCAGCCAUUAUUUCUUGACUCGGUCCUACUGGAACAAGGAUCUGCUUGCAGUAUUGCUGAACGCAUGCAGGAAUACCAUGUUAUUGCAAUGGUCAUAAUGUUGGGACCCAAGUUAAAACAUGUUCAAAAUCAAGUUCAAGAGGAAGUGAAGAAGAUGAUGUCCAGACACUUCCGUGUUCCUACACCCACUCCAGGGCGCUAUAUGAGGUCAGAAUCCCAAAGUGAUGCAACCAGACCAGCCUUUGUUGCUUCUUGCAGUGCCUUUGGUCCUCAGGCAAUUGGGGUUGUUGUUCGAAUAGCAGCAGUAACCACUGAGUCAGUUUACAUGUUUUUACGGCAUCACCUAGCUACCUUGGAGCUAUUUCUGGGAGUAACACCAUAUCAAUAAUCUAGAAGACAAGGCUUUGGAUGAUGAAGUCCAGACAUGUUUUUUGAAACCUAAAUCUUUUACGUUCAUUUUUCAUCAAUAUGUUUGAUUUUCCUUUUCUUUUUUUUUUUUUAAUUUCCCCUUUAAAGCAAUACCUUUAACUUUUAUAAGCUAGGUUCAUUUGAGAUCAUUAAAUAAAGGACAUCAUCAUUUGAAAUAAUCAAUUCCUAUCCUUAUUAUUACCUUAAAGCAUCUUUGCUAUAAGUAAACACGGAUUGGAGCAGGUUGCCAUCUUUUCUGGGGUUAAACUUAAGUUUACUGCUUAAUUAGUGAUACGCUCCUGCAACAGAGUAGCAUCCAAGUGACAAUUUGGCAUCUAUAUGUCUCCCAAGGUGUGCCUGAACGGGGGUAAAUUUGACUCCAAUCAUAUUAUUUAAAGGUCAUCACUGCCUGCUAUGGAUUGUAAAUUGUAGCUGAGCGGGGUACAAAUUCUUUUGCUACUCUGGUUUGUCAUUUUCAGCAAAGCAGUAAACUCUUUCACUAUAAUCUGCGGGAUAUCUUCCUGCCUGAGGUUCAGGUGCAAAAGCUGAUGAAUCCCACCUUGGUUUGCCAUCUUGUCUGGGUCGAUUUAUGUAACAGUAAGGAUCUCUUCCUUGGCAAAGAAUUAAACUGAGAAAUAUAUACUUUAGUUCCUUUA